CUCAAGCAUAUUAACCUUCAACACACUCCAAAGCUAAGUUUGAGUAACCUAUCCUUAAAAUGCCAAUUGAGAUAAUUGAUCUUACAAACUCUCCUGACUCUACUCCACCACCACCUAGGUUUUCAUCUAAUACAACAAUGAUCCUUAAUUUUGGUCAUGUUUCACCCAAUCCUAAUAUGCACCACCAACACCAAACAACUUUGUUGGUACCAACACCUCCCGGACACACCUAUGAGACAGCCUCUCAAAUUGCUACCGGUUGGUUCCAACCCGGCAUGCAUGGUGGUCGAGUUACGACGCUCCUCGAACCGAUACCUGAAUCAAACAGAUACUUAUUCCCUAAUGGAGUUAGGCUCAAGGAGAAUUGGACUCAGUUAGAGCAUGACUUAUUUGUGAUGGGGCUAAUUGAGUUUGGCAAAGGGAGAUGGAGCAAAAUUGCUAGGCACUAUCUAUGUAACAAGACACCACAAGAAGUUCAAAGCUAUGCUCUUAGCUUCUUCAAGCACAUGCCAACCACAUAUAUGUAUGGUUUAAGGAGAAGGAAAAUAAUUUCAAAUACCACCUACUCUGCUUCUACAAGAAACAUUAGGAACUUCAUGGUGGAUGCAAAUUUCAUGCCUAAUAUGAUUUCUUAUAACAAUGAGCUUCCAAAGGAAACCCUCACUCUUUUACCACCAUAUGGAGGAGAAGCUAGUACCAGCAACAACACUAUUAACUAUGAGACUUUUAAGAUAAUGUCAAGUGGUGCAAGCACCUCCAUGACUAUGCCUAAUGCUAUUGCUAAUGGAGAAGUUGAUUUGGAGCUUCGUUUGGGUGGUCUAUAUUAGUGAGAUUAAUUGAGUCAUAUGUGUAAUGCAUGCAUGGACAAAGCUAGAAUGCUUAACU
This is a messenger RNA of Cicer arietinum (chickpea), 885 nucleotides long. Lineage: Eukaryota; Viridiplantae; Streptophyta; Magnoliopsida; Fabales; Fabaceae. The record is from RefSeq and is a predicted model, not a curated record.